ACGGAUCUGUCAUCAUAGACAUCCUCGGUUUUCAAGCAGCUCUGGAGUGACAUGGAGAGACGCCAUUGCCUAGAAGAACAUGCUGGUGGCAGCCGUGUGGGAGACAGCCAAAGGGAGGAACCCAGAAAUCACACAGAUGAGGAACAAAGUCAAGGUGGUGAAACUGAGAAUACCGGGGAAGGACAUGGAUCUACCAAUGGUAGAUCUGUCCAGGAGGUCCACCACUGCUUUCUAAAGAAGCCACCAAACUGUGUACGAGACCAUCUGUCUACUUCUACAUACAGCCAGCUACCAUCUAUGAGCAGAUCCAAUGGACAACUAUCUCCCCAUGUAAGUGAUGCACAUCAGCAUUUAAAAUGUUGUCACUGCAACAACCAGGAGCAUAAAUUACAAUACACCGCACCGGAUCUGUCUAGUCAUGAAGAAAGAAGAAAAUUAUGUUCCCAUCACUCCAGUGUGAAUGCUUCUACCGACAUCUCACAUCCUUCUACAGGAUGUAUAUGGAAGCAGUGGUCCAGUAACCAGAAGGCAACGCAUCCAGUGCAGCAUCAUGUAGUGACUGUAAGACACGAUAAAGCAUUUAGGAUGCCAAAAAGUUACUCUCAGCUGAUAACUGACUGGCCUCUACCUAUCUUGGCCAUUUGUUUGCUUCUUAUGCUGGUGUGCACUCUGGCAGGACUACUGGUUGGAGAAAUGCCAGACUUUUCAGACCCUUUGAUGGGAUAUGAGCCAAGAGAUACAGAAAUUGGGAGGAAGUUAAUGACCUGGAAAAAUAUGCAGAGCAACAAAGGAUACAGAAGGGCAUUGCCUGCCUAUCCACACAGUGAGACGAAUAGUUUUAAUGACCUGGAUUUUAGCAGAAGAAAAGAGAAGCUGUUUCAAAUGUCCAGAAAAGAAACACGAUAUCGCAGGAUGGUGGAAGAAAAAGAUGGGGUAGAUGGCUUUUUCUGUGGACCACCAGCAAAGACCUACUCGCAACUUGUAUUCAUGUCAAAAACAGCAGGAAGCUUGUGGAACCUGCAAGCCAUCCAAUCUAUGUGCCGCAUAGAAAAAGAAAAGAUCCGCUCACACCCUAGUUUCUCAGAGCUGUGUGAACGCAAUAACAACAAGGAAUGUUGUCCCAGUUGGUCUCUUGGGAACUACAUAUCAGUUCUGUACAAUCGGUCUUCUUGCAUGGAAAUCACACAGAGUGACAUCUUCCACACGCUGGCUCUUCUUCGUUCAUGUGCCCCAGACUACCACCGAGGUGCUCUCACACCCAUGUGCAUAGGUUCAAGAUCCGAGAGGGAGAAGCAUUCCCAAUGUGCCAAAGUGCCUGAAAAGUGUACACGAUCCAGCGCGGUAUAUCAACUGCUUCAUUUUCUAGUUGAUAGAGACUUUCUGAGCCCCCAGACAACAGACUAUCAAGUCCCAUCUCUGAAGUACAGCUUGCUGUUUUUACCAACAAAGAAAGGGCCAGAAAUGAUGGAUAUUUAUGUGGACAACUUGGAAUCAUGGGAGCUUUUUGAUAAUUACACGGCUAUCACUGGAAUGGACUUGGGGUUAAAGCAAAAACUUUUUCACCACUAUCUUGUUUUGGAUACCGUGUAUCCAGUCCUAGGGAUAUUAGCUAUUUUUCUAAGUAUGUCUUUUUACCUGCGUUCUUUUUUUAUCACUUUUAUGGUUAUGAUGUCUGUAAUUGGUUCACUGAUGAUUUCUUUCUUUUUGUACAAGUUGAUCUUUAGAAUAACUUUCUUUCCUUUUGUAAACUUGAUAGCAGUUAUCAUCCUUAGCAGUAUCUGUGCAAACCAUACUUUUGUGUUCUUUGACCUAUGGAACCUCAGCAAAAUACAACACUCUGCAGCUGGCAUGCUGCAGUGGGUGAAACAAACUAUGCAUCAUUUUUGUUAUCUUAUGUUAGUAUCUUCUUUGGCUACUGGAGCUGCUUUCUAUGGGAGCUACUUGAGCAGCAUUACCUCUGUUCGAUGCUUUUCUAUAUACAUGGGAACCUCAGUAUUAGUCAACAUGGCAUUUAUGAUAACCUGGCUGCCAGCUACCAUGGUACUUUAUGAGAGGUAUAUCAAGACCAAUUGUACCUAUAAAUCGGAAGAUUACUGGAACAGCAAUGGCCAUAAAAAGUUAUUUCUGUCCCUUUACCAAAAGUUAGGAGGUUUACAAAGUACUUUGUCUGAAACAUCAAAGCUUUUUUUUGAGAAGCUCCUACCUUGUGGGGUGAUAAAGUUCCGUUACAUCUGGAUCUGUUGGUUUGUCGCUCUUGCAGCAGGUGGUGCUUAUAUUGCCUGCAUUAACCCCAAAUUAAGACUGCCAUUUUCAGAUCUUUCAUCAGUUCAGAUGUUUCGGUUGAGUCACCCCUUCGAAAGGUAUGAUGCUGAAUACUGCCACCAGUUCAUGUUUGAACAUCAGGAAUAUGGAGAAGGGCAACAUAUGCCAAUUAGACUUAUAUGGGGCAUCAGGCCUGUGGACAAUGGAGAUCACCUCAAUCCAAAAGUAAAUGGAACACUUGUAACAGAUGCUACUUUUACUAUCCGCAAUGCUGAUGACCAGCGAUGGCUUCUUGAACUUUGUAACAAAGUGAGAAACCAAAGUUUUUAUUAUUCUGAUCAGGGGAAAAAGCCAAACAUUUGCUUCAUGGAAGAUUUUCACCGCUGGAUGGAAAGUCGCCAAUGUUCACAGAGCGAUCAAAACCAUAACCUAUGCUGUAAUCAGUUUUCAUUUCCUUAUGCAAGUGAUUUGCUUCUCCACUGCAUAAAAAUGAUGGUUAGAGAACAAGGAGGGGAUGGACCUGAGUCUUAUGACAUUGGGCCUAGAUUUAAUGCUGAUGGAAACCUGACUGCCUUGGUUUUGGAAUUUCAAACUACAUAUCACUAUAGCUUCAAUUACAGCAAGACCAAUACUUUUUUUAAUACUCUGAACCAAUGGCUAACAAAUGAAAUAAAGAAUGCACCAGCAGGUCUUCAGAAUGGUUGGUUUACUAGCAAACUUUUUCUUUUUAACCUACAGCAUGCACUGAGUACUGAGAUCAUGAUGAUAACUGGCUUCUCCGUUGCAAUCUCUUUUGUAGUUUUGCUGCUAACCACUUGGAAUGUCUUACUCAGCUUAUUUUCAGUUGCCUCCAUUGGAGGUGCAGUUCUGCUAACAGUGGGUCUCUUAGUUCUUUUAGAAUGGCAGUUAAAUGUUAUGGAAUCUCUGUUUGUAUCAGCUGCAGUAGGCAUCUCUGUUGACUUCACGGUAAAUUACUGCAUUUCAUAUCAUCUGUGCCCACAUUCUGACCGUCUCAGCCGUGUGGCAUUCUCCCUUAAACAAAUGAGUUGUGCCACUGCAAUGGGGGCCUCGGCUAUGUUUUCUGCAGGAGUAAUAAUGUUACCAGCAACUGUGUUGGUCUACAGAAAACUUGGUAUAUUCAUUAUGAUGAUUAAAUGUAUCAGCUGUGGCUUUGCAAGCUUCUUUUUUCAGUCUAUUUGCUGUUUUUUUGGCCCAGAGAAAAACUGUGGACAAAUAUUAUGGCCUUGUGCUAACAUAAUAAAAGAAUAUCCAGAAAACCCAAAGCCAAAUGGCACAUUUACUUGCAGUGGAAAUGACAAACAGUGCAGGCUAAGAAAAGUUCCGGAAACUAACACAGAAAAUGAACAGUAUGAGCUUCAGCCUUUAGCCAGGAACCUUAGUGACAGUUUUGACAACAGCACUACUACUAGUAGGCUUUCCAAACGUCCUUCUAUUCUGUCUGAAGACAUGCAGUUAUCAGACAAUAAGUGUUUGAGAACAGGAGCACAGUGCAUUCAAGCUGAAGCCCAAGAAAUCCAUGAUAACCCUACCAAUCACAAAGCUUUUAGUCAUUGCCCUGCUCUGCAGACAUCAUCUCCCUACAGACAAAGCAGUUUUGGGUCCGAGAAGGAGAACCCAGAAGAAUCAUGCAGACAAUGCAUUUGUCCGAGAAUGAACAGUAAGACAUGGAAUGGAUCGGUGGUGGACCAUGUUCAUGUACACAACAGGCAGGAUCAAUCCAACAGCUUGCAAAGCCCUAAAGAUGGCAGUCCUAUCCAUUAUUCCCCAGAAAAAAACAUUCGUAUGUAUGAAUAUUCUAGGUGCCUCUGUUCUGUAGGUAGCUCAUUUGAUGCUCUUGACUCAAAUGAAACGUGUCUUAGUGAUAUCGAUCAGAACAUUAAGUUGGAAUCAGCAAGGUGCUCACCAGAUUUCCUUGAUGUUCCAGAUUCCCCAUAUCACAAUGAGAGGGGAAAUUUAAAUGGGAAAAGAGAAACUCUAAAACUGGCUCUAAGGGAAACAGUUUUUGAUCCACCUUCAUCUUCUAAGCAAACCAAUAUGUUAUGGAAAAUGCAGUCUAACCAAGAUGACGAUCACCCUGUUGUUCUACCAAACAGCAAACCAGACAUGCCUGAUAUCUGGAUAAAGAGGUCGAGUGAACACAGCUCUGGCUAUAUCAGCUGAAAUAUCUUUUAAUCACAAAAGAACUUUCAUGCAACAAAAUAACUGCAAAAUAGUUUCUUAAUUCCCAUUGUUUCAUUUUGUGAUGUAUGGUUUGUGUAGAAAACCCAUAUGAUGUCUACAAAAGGACCACUUGAUUUUCUGUUUAAACAAUGUGCGCUAGCUGAGUUGGAAAGUCUUUAAUAUUAAAGUUACAAAGUAACU
Nanorana parkeri is the source of this 4644-nucleotide messenger RNA. RefSeq names its product dispatched RND transporter family member 2 (gene DISP2). Lineage: Eukaryota; Metazoa; Chordata; Amphibia; Anura; Dicroglossidae. The transcript is spliced from 8 exons. Bases 52 to 4443 code for a protein of 1463 amino acids. The record is from RefSeq and is a predicted model, not a curated record.